Mesocestoides corti is the source of this 297-nucleotide messenger RNA. The record is from the annotation of a GenBank genome assembly. Lineage: Eukaryota; Metazoa; Platyhelminthes; Cestoda; Cyclophyllidea; Mesocestoididae.
AUGGACAAUGUUUCGCGUCAUCAUGACCGCGCGGUACGCGCAAGUCCUGGUGUUCCAGUCUACUUAGCAGCGGUGCUCGUGUACCUCAUGUCUGAGUUCCUCGAGUUGGCUGGUAUCGCCGCUCAUGACGUGGACAUGACUCGCGUCCUCCCUAGUCGCAUUCACCUAGCCGCUCGCAAUAAUGACUUGAGAAGGUUAAUAAUAUGUAAUUUGGUCAUCGCCAAAACUGGUGUCUUGCCGAACAUUCAGGAUGCCCUUCAAUCCACAAUGGCACCCUGGCAUAAAGGCAAUGAGUGA